This is a messenger RNA of Mercenaria mercenaria, 726 nucleotides long. Its product is annotated as THAP domain-containing protein 11-like. Bases 1 to 726 code for a protein of 241 amino acids. NCBI's taxonomy places the organism in Eukaryota, Metazoa, Mollusca, Bivalvia, Venerida, Veneridae. The transcript is spliced from 4 exons. Gene Ontology annotation, molecular function: sequence-specific DNA binding. The record is from RefSeq and is a predicted model, not a curated record.
AUGCCAGGUGCACAGUGUUGUGUAGGUGGGUGCACGAAUAAACGUGGUAAUAACAUUAGUUUGCACCAAUUUCCAAAAGACUCUUCAAUUCGAAAACAAUGGAUAAAGGCUCUGCAAGCUACGGGAACUGGCUUCUCGCGGGCUGGAUGGAGUGGACCGAAAUCAAAAUCGGAAAACGCACAGCUUGUUUGUAGCGAACUUGAGUGUUUCACACUUACCACGCGGUUGCAUUGGAAGGAAGGUUUGAGUUACAAGGCUAAAUUCGAGGUCACUGCCAUUCCAACUUUAUUUGGACAAAACAUAGACAAUUACAAACAGAAAGAGCCUGUGUUGAGAAGUGCAUUCAGAAAGAGGGAAUGUGCCAGAAUACUCAAGGAGUACGAUAACAAGAUUACCAAGUCUGGUACUGAUGACACUAUAGUUGAAAAGGUAGCUGAACCAAACCCUUCUAUCCCACAGCAUGAAAGAACACUUAGUCCAGCCAAUAUGUCUGGAGAUCCAAUCCCAAAUUUAUCUCCAACUACCACUCAGCAUCCAGUUCCAACAGAAACCUUGUGUGAUAGUUUGGAUCCUGAGAUGACCCCAGCUACACCCCAGCCCUCAGUGAUGAACAAGACUCCCCUAGACAAGUCCGUCUUGGACUGUACAGUUGUUACUGACUCCUGUUCUGUUGAGGCCUGUCCUACCAGGAAGUCUGCAAGCAAGGUUGUGAAGAGUAGCACUUGA